Messenger RNA from Parastagonospora nodorum SN15, 717 nucleotides. RefSeq lists its product as hypothetical. The record is from RefSeq and is a predicted model, not a curated record. The transcript has a single exon. Bases 1 to 717 code for a protein of 238 amino acids. Gene Ontology annotation, molecular function: hydrolase activity. NCBI's taxonomy places the organism in Eukaryota, Fungi, Ascomycota, Dothideomycetes, Pleosporales, Phaeosphaeriaceae.
AUGUCGAACAUUGUCCUUGUCCAGCCCUCCAUUUAUGGCAACGACAAUUCUUGCAUGCUCGACGCUCUGAAGGCCAUUGGACCUUGCAACGGUAGAGGCGUUGUAGGCUUUGAUCCUGACACGAUUGAGAGGUCGACUCUCCGGGAGUGGCAUGAGCUAGGUGUUCGUGGCGUGCGCUUGAAUCUCAAAUCGAACGACACCAAGUUCACGGAGCAGUCUCUACGUGAUGUCCUUCAACGCUAUGCGAAGGCCAUCAAACCUCUCGAAUGGGUCUUGGAACUUUUCAUUGGUAUGGAAGAUAUUCCAGUCCUUGAACGCGCUGCGAAAGAUAUUAGUGUGCGACUGUGUCUUGCGCAUUUUGGUGCACCGAAACUUCCGUCGCUGGCGGACCGCACGAACCCUCUCAAUCCAUACGAGUUGACCGGCUUUCAGUCGCUUGUGGAUUUGCUACGUAGCGGGAAUGUCUGGCUCAAGUUUUCUGGAGUGUACCGGUUUGAUGAAGAUCCAAACAUGGAGGGUAUCGAGCCUCUUGCACGUGAGCUAUUGAAGAUCGCAGGAGACAGGCUCGUCUUCGCAUCGGACUGGCCACAUACACGAUUCGAUGGCCUCGAUGUAAAGCCUUUCGUCGAGAGGUGUCUGCAAUGGACGGAUGAGGCUGGUUUGAAGGAGGAAGUCUUUGUCUCCAAUGCCAAGAAGCUUUGGGACAUUGAUGAAUAG